Scutellospora calospora is the source of this 1629-nucleotide messenger RNA. NCBI's taxonomy places the organism in Eukaryota, Fungi, Glomeromycota, Glomeromycetes, Diversisporales, Gigasporaceae. The record is from the annotation of a GenBank genome assembly.
UUAUGUUAUGAAGAAAAAGAAGAUGGUAAUAAAAUGUUUUAUACUUGGUGUGAAGCUGCAAAAAAAAAAAAUAGAUUUACAUAUGGAUGUAAAUGGUUAAAACAUGAUGCUUUAAUUCAGCAUACAAAUACACAGGAUCAUAGAAAAAGUAAACCAAUUUUGCAUAAUCAAACAACAAUUGAAUAUAGAUUUAAGUGUGCAAUAUCAAAAAACAAAUUAGAUAUUAUUCGAAUUAUGCAAUAUCAAUUUAAUGAAGCAGAAAAUGAGGCUUUAUUUGGACCUUUUGUUGGUUUAAAAAAAGUACAAUCAAUUAUUGAUCCACCUAAUACAAUAUGUUCAGAAUAUAGUUCAUAUGAUAAUGAUGUUUCUGCAUAUGAAUUUUUAGAAGCAAUUUCAUUUGUUAUUGAAGAAAGUUUAAGUAAUGAAAUUCAAAACUCACCAUAUUGGAGUAUUCAAAUUGAUGAUAACAAUACAAUUAAACAAGAAAAAAUGUUAGCUAUUGUUUCUAAACAUUUAUCUAAUAACUAUUCAGUUAUACGUUUUUUAGGUAUUAUUCAAUUAGAUAAUGCAGCUGCACAACCAACUGUUAAUAAUAUUAAUCAUUUUUUAACAGCAAAAAAACUUAAUAUAAGCAAUAUAUUUCAUAUAGGAAGUGAUGGUGCUAGUACAAUGAUUAGAAAAAAAAAUGGUGUUGCCGCUAUUUUUAAAAAACAAAAUCCUUUUCUCUUAGAAUACCAUUGUAUUGCUCAUCGAUUAGCUUUGACAGCCAAAGAUGCUACUGAAAAAGUUCCUUAUUUUGAAAAUUAUAAUUCAAUUAUUAAUAAUUUAUAUUCUUAUUUUAGUAGUUCUUAUAAACAAAUAAUUAAUCUUCGAUUAAUAGAACAAAUAUUUGAUGAUCCAAAUUUAGUUCUUCUUCAAAUUAUCAAUACUCGAUGGCUUUCAUUAAGUAAUGUUGUAUCUAACUUGCAUCAAAUUUUAAAGUCUGUAAAAACAGUAUUAAAUGAAGAUUCUUCAAAAAAUAUCAUUACACAAAGACUUUAUAAUGCAAUGGAUCAAACUUUUUAUUUAGCUACUAAGGUUUAUACAUACUUAAAUACAACUAUUAAUACAAUUACUACUCAAUAUAUUGGUCGUAAUAGAAUUUUACUAAACUAUGGAAACUUUUUAAGAGAAUAUAUUAAUGAGCAAAAUAUAUUAUUUGAAGAUCUUUCUGAUUUUAUUUUACAAUUUGCAAUUGCAACUAUUGAAUCUCUUCAAGAUCGCUUUCUAGAUUCUGAAAUGCUAAAUUCAUUAAGAAUUUUUGAUCCACAUGAAUUACCACCACAAUAUAAUCAAAUUCAUUCUUAUAGCAAUAGUGAAAUCCAAACCUUAGCUAAAUUUUAUGGAAAACCAAAAAAACUUAAUCAAAUUGAAUAUCUAGCACUUAUUGAUGAUAACUUGCUAACUAAAAAAUGGGAUAUUUUUAAGUAUCGAUUACUGAAUUAUUUUACUAUUACAACAAUUUAUAUAUGGAAAGCUCUUUUUGAUCUUUCCAAUUUUUCUAUUCAAUUUCCAAAUAUUAAAAAACUUGUAUCAAUUUUUUUAGUUACACCUCUUUUUAAUGCUAUAGUUGAAAGAGUUUUUUCUUAA